Hyla sarda is the source of this 2358-nucleotide messenger RNA. It is a transcript of the gene SDCBP, whose product is annotated as syndecan binding protein. The transcript is spliced from 9 exons. Gene Ontology annotation, cellular component: plasma membrane; cytoplasm. Lineage: Eukaryota; Metazoa; Chordata; Amphibia; Anura; Hylidae. Gene Ontology annotation, molecular function: protein binding. Bases 151 to 1044 code for a protein of 297 amino acids. The record is from RefSeq and is a predicted model, not a curated record.
GCCCCUUCCCUGGCCCCGCCCCUAUCCUCGCUUUGUCUUCUAGGGAAACCGCAGCCCCCGGACAUUAGUCGCUCCGCUUCCUGCUGCUGUCGAGGGUAACGGUCUCCGGUGUCCCCGUUACGUGUACCCGUGGAGGACGGAAGAUCAGCAAUGUCUCUGUACCCAUCACUCGAGGACCUUAAGGUUGACAAGGUCAUCCAGGCUCAGACUGCGUUUGCAACAAAUCCAGCGACUCCAGCUAUUUUAGAGGAGGCUUCAGCAUCCUCCUCUGCAUCUCAGUAUGGAGGCCUGUAUCCCAAACUGUACCCAGAACUUGCUCAAUAUAUGGGUUUAAGUUUGAGUGAAGAUGAAAUCCACAAGAAUAUGUCCAUAGUGCCCUCAGCUGGGAUGCAGGUGGCAAGACCUUCAGCCAUAAAUAACAUGGUGGCCCCUGUAAGUGGAAGCGAUCUUGGAAUCCGCAGAGCAGAGAUAAAGCAGGGGCUCCGUGAAGUUAUACUGUGUAAAGACCAAGAUGGAAAGAUUGGUCUCCGCCUAAAGUCCAUUGACAAUGGUAUUUUUGUGCAACUUGUACAGGCAAACUCUCCAGCCUCUUUAGUUGGUCUUAAAUUUGGUGACCAAGUUCUACAGAUUAAUGGUGAAAAUUGUGCCGGCUGGAAUUCUGAAAAGUCUCAUAAAUUUCUGAAGCAAGCCGCGGGAGACAAAAUAACUAUGGUGGUUAGAGACAGGCCUUUUGGACGCACCAUCACAAUGCACAAAGACAGCAGUGGACAUGUUGGGUUUAUCUUUAAAAAUGGCAAAAUAACCUCUAUUGUGAAAGACAGCUCGGCUGCAAGAAAUGGCCUUCUGACUGGGCACAACCUGUGUGAAGUUAAUGGGCAAAAUGUAAUUGGAAUGAAGGAUUCCCAAGUUGCUGAGUUGCUGUCCAGCUCUGCAAAUGUGGUUACACUGACUGUGAUGCCGACUUAUAUUUUUGAGCACAUGGUGAAAAGAAUGGCUUCCAACGUGAUGAAGACCUUAAUGGAUCACUCUGUUCCAGAGGUUUAAUACUAUUGUCCUCCUCCUUUUACCCCAGUCUUAAAACCUUGGCUGAGCUAGGACUGACUUUACAAUACGUAUACAGCAGGGUACCCUCUCUGAGAGCAAGGUUUCUACUUCUGCAUGUUCACCUUUUUGUGUUGUACAAAACAACAAGUCCUUUUGCUGUCAGUUCUAUACGAUAUCUGCUCAUUUACCUUUUUACCAGGUAGAAAUCUGUGCAACUUCCAUGUACUCCAGAACCUGUUUACAGCCUCGUAUCUAGUCCUGUAAAAGCCCAAUGAGUUAUACAGUAUAUUUUGAUUACUAUUUAGUCUCACAACUGAUAGCUUGCAUAUAAAUUCUUGCUGUCUGCUGGGAAAUGAGAAAAUGCACUAUAUUCAUGGAGGGCAGGAGUACGUUUCUGAUAAAACGCUGUAAUUUUAUAUCCUCGAGAGCUAUUUUCCUAUGUACGGAUCCUGAUAUAUUUGCAUGCCAAUUUUUGCUAUAGAUAUGCUAUUUAUGUUGCAAAAUGAUCAAAAUAUUAACUCUUGCACAAUGUAAACUUAUUUUUGAAGAAAAACUAUAGCCAUGAAACAUUAACCAUGUCGCCACCUAUUAUUUAGCAGCCAUAUGUUGUCUAUUUGUUAUGGGGGGGCUUAAAGUGAAUCUCCAACUUUUGUUUUUCCCCCUGCAAAAUUCUUAUGCUGAGUAUUUUAAAGGAGAUAUCCCCUUUUUUUUAGAGCCCAAAUGCUUUAAAAUAAUAAAGUAGUUACCACUUCAUUCCCAUGCUGCUCUCCACUUGACCCCACCCCCCCAAUUCAGGCUUCCAUCUGCACCCUAGUCCUUCUUUUUGGAGCAGUGAUUUGGUAACCACCGCAGUCAUAGGUUGUAGUUGGGGCAUCAUGGUUCCCAUCACUGAGCAGUGAUGCCUGGAGAAUAACCAGUGAAUGCUGAGGCGGCUAAUUGACUACUUCCAAAAAGAAGACUGGUGCUGAAGGGAGCCUGAAUGGGGGAUCAGCACAAGAUCAGAGAGAUGGGGAAAGCAUGGAUAACCCCCUUUAAAGGGGUACUCCGGUGAAAAACAUUUAAAAAAAAAUAAUCAACUGGUGCCAGAACGUUAAACAGGUUUGUAAAUUACUUCUAUUAAAAAAAUCUUUACCCUUCCAGUACUUUUUAGCAGCUGUAUGCUACAGAGGAAAUUAUUUUUGUUUUUGAAUUUUAUUUUUUGUCUUGUCCACAGUGCUCUCUGCUGACACCUGAUGCCCUUAUCAGGAACUGUCCAGAGCAGGAGAAAAUCCCCAUAGAAAACCUAUGCUGCUCUGGACAGUUCCUGAUAUGGGC